Salvelinus fontinalis (brook trout) is the source of this 790-nucleotide messenger RNA. Its product is annotated as merozoite surface protein 9-like. NCBI's taxonomy places the organism in Eukaryota, Metazoa, Chordata, Actinopteri, Salmoniformes, Salmonidae. The record is from RefSeq and is a predicted model, not a curated record. The coding region runs from base 265 to 606 and encodes 113 amino acids. The transcript is spliced from 2 exons.
CGUAUAAUCUAGUGGACGGGACGCUUCUUCAACAACAACAGCUAGUCAGACACCUCGGUAGCUUUCUAGCAAACACAGCUACAACAUUCACCCGCUUUACACUGUUUUGGUGUAUAUUAGUCGCUGUGUAUUAAACACACUUCUGUCGUAUGUACUUGUUAGCCCAUUUAAUUAUAUGUUUACGUUGUUUGUCAGCUAGCUGGUUUGCUAAGUUAGCUUAGAACUAAGCUAGUCGCUAAUGCUAGCUAGCUAACAUCUCCGACCAUGAGUUCACUAAGCUACUCUCCUCCUACUAAAGAAGAGGUCUGCUGGAUGGAGAAAGAAGCUCUCGUUAAAGAGGAAGAGAAAGAUGUUACAAUACAAAAACAAGUAGAGGGUGAGGCUGUUACCGUGAAAGAAGAAGAGAAAGACGUUACAGUGAAAGAAGAGGAAGACGCGUUCAGAGUGAAAGAGGAGGAGGAUGUUACAAUAAAAGAAGAUGAGGAAGAGAAAGAGGAGAGAGCAGUUUUUGGAGUGAAAGAGGAGGCGGGGGAGAUGACUGUCACAUUGAAAGAGGAGAAGGAGGAAGAAGAGGAGGUUGGAGAUCUGUUUAACACCAGUAGCUAGCUACCAGCCAUGGAGGAGGGUGAAAGGAUAGCAGCCCCAACUGUCAGUGAGAGAGGAGGCUAUUCUGGAUAGGGAAGGUACUUUUGUGUAGUUCCUGUCCCUAGAAGUGAGGACGGAGAUAAUAGUAACAUAAUAUUCAGUGUGGUGUAAUUUGACUAUAAUGAAGUGUGUUUCUUGUGAGGUU